CUCUUCAGGAGGCCGGCGAGGCGGGAAACUCACCAUCCUACCCACUGCCUACGACACCGCCGACCACCAACAUCUCUACAACACACGCGCUCUCACUCCACCCUCGCCAUAUCCUAGUUGUCCUUGCGGUAACGCUGCACGCUGCACGUUGCAUGCAUCACGCCUUGCCUGGCCUUGCCUUGCCUCGACCCCGACCAAUUGUAUGGUCGCAAAGAGCUCCGGAGAGCUAAACAGCGCAUUCCAACUUUCUCCAACGCGAGAAGUUGACUGGCGCGAAAUUGCUGUCUUCCUACACAAACAGCAAAUCGCCCUCGCCCUGCCCACACGCUCUGCCGACUGCUGCCUAUUGUUGGUCUCGCCAUAAACACAAUGCAGACCAGACGCAAGAGCCUAAAUCUGGGAGAUCUCGGCGUUGUUGCUCCGAAACGCUCGCGAACGCAGUCGCAUCCCUCACCGCCGGAAACCGUCGUCGAAGGCGAGGAACCUCCGAUCAAGAAGUCAAAGCGAUCGCAUGCCUCAGCAUCACCGCCUCCGGGUCUGAUGAGCCCGCCGCGAACCACAGUCAUUCGCAUCAAAGACGACAAGCCUCCGAAGCCAUCCGCCCAUCUCUCCCCACCACCAUCACCUGUCGCAGAAGGCGCGACCAGAAAUAAAGUCGAUACCGAAGGAAUCAGCGAUGAUAUUGUCGUCGCGACCAUACAACAAAUUGAGAAGACUGGAAACAGGCCGCACCUAGUCAAGGAGCUUGCUGCAGUCCUCGCAACUCGCCUUCAUUGCGUAGAGAAGUACGGCACAACUGAAGCUGUCUCGUGUCGCAACAGCGUCGCUAACCUGCUGAGCAGAUCUGCUAAUCCGUCUGCGCUGAUCUCAUCGCGCCUGACUUCUUACCUGCAUCGACCAUGGCCAACAGUCAGCCCAUGCCCAUUGGCGAAGGACCUGUCUCCCGUCCAUCCUCGUCGAUUGUAUUUUUACCUCACAACAACACCACACCAACCUAUACCGGAAAUAGCAGAACCUAUCCCUCACGCAAAUCGCAUCAUUUCGCCUUCAUUAUCUUCCGCAUCGGAAGUGAACGACGACGAGCGCUACUCUCGAGAACGACAAUCACUUUCACCAGAGGUCGACCUUUCUUCUCCAGAGCUUGACGAAGAUACUGGCGCUGAUCCGGUGACUCCGGGCGGAUCAUUCUCGGCACGCGCUUCGCGUGAGCGCUCCUCGUAUCUCACCUCCCGCCGAGCUGCAAGCCCUCCCUUGGAAACCGAAGAGCGCGACUUCAAGCAGACGGCAAGCGCACUGUAUGAGGAAGCUCUCAAGCGACGAAACAGCCAACAAAGUCAGAAGGAUGUCGACAUGGAUUCGAAAGAUGCAUCACCUGGCGCUGAAGACUCGGAGAAUGUCGCAAUGUCUAUGGAAGUCGAAGAAUCAGAAGAAAGUCUGGCCCGGAAGAACAGUGAAGCCGCACUUGGCCUGUUUGGCACCUCUGUCACCUCCACACAGCAGAUGGAAUUCAGCAGUCCGGUCAUCCAUCCCCAACACGACCGUCAUGAUGAGAAGUUGAGCCUGUCAUUGUUGGGCGGCAAAGACCAACCAAUCUCACUGCCCGAAGCCGCCCUUGCAUGGGACAGUUUACAAAGCCCAGAGACUGUUGACCUGUCCGAAUUAGAAGACAUGUUCGACGCAUAUUAGAGACCGCAUUGCCACAGCCAUGCUUUUGCCUGAUUAGUGUUAUAUUUGUUUUUGCCCUCCACCAGAAAGCAGAUCUGUCGACAGGGAUGUGAAAGUAGAGUGGACAGGAGCGAGCGCAAGCUCAGGCCUCCUUUCUGGGAUCUGGAGUUUACUUGAGCGUUUCGUCGGGAUGGGGAUGAGACGCGACUGUGUGGUGUAUUACUAGACUUGACGGCUUCUGACGCUUGGCGGCAAGGUGAACGGCCAAGGAAACGACAAAAAAGUGUGCUAUGUUACGUCUGCUGGUUGGACGGAUCGCUUCUGGAUGAGAUAUAGUAGGAAGCUAGAAAUCAAAGAAGAACAUCAAUCUCAAGUCUCAACUUG
Pseudocercospora fijiensis CIRAD86 is the source of this 2049-nucleotide messenger RNA. RefSeq lists its product as uncharacterized. The transcript has a single exon. Bases 370 to 1686 code for a protein of 438 amino acids. The record is from RefSeq and is a predicted model, not a curated record. NCBI's taxonomy places the organism in Eukaryota, Fungi, Ascomycota, Dothideomycetes, Mycosphaerellales, Mycosphaerellaceae.